Molecule: messenger RNA, 1510 nt
Organism: Aethina tumida (small hive beetle)
Lineage: Eukaryota; Metazoa; Arthropoda; Insecta; Coleoptera; Nitidulidae
Product: guanine deaminase
Exons: 8
Coding region: 179-1492 (437 amino acids)
Biological process (GO): guanine catabolic process
Cellular component (GO): cytosol
Molecular function (GO): zinc ion binding; guanine deaminase activity
Source: RefSeq, a predicted model, not a curated record
UUUUUUCCUAACGAUGUUAAAAAUUAAAUUUGAUAAAAUAAAUGUAAGACCGUUAGAUAAAGCGAUGAACUGAUUAAUCCCUGUCAGUUUUAUUAUCUCUUUACUAGUACUUUAAUAAUAUCUAAAACAUUCAGUCUGCGUGUUCGUGCUGUAACGGUACACUAAUUUUAAUUUUAGAAUGGCAUCACUCACAUACAAAAUAUUUAUUGGCAGUAUUGUCCAUUGCAAAAAACCUUUUGAAUUGGAAGUAAUAAAAGACGGUUUUCUUAUCGUGCACGGCCGAAAAAUAAUUCACGUCGAUAACGAUAAAACUCGUGUGGAUUCGGUCAAACAAAAAUUCAAAAUCGCGGACAGCCAAGUGAUCGAAUUAACUAACACUCAGCUAUUAAUACCUGGAUUAAUAGACACACACAUACACGCACCCCAAUACCCUAAUGCUGGGCUGGGAUACGAUAAACCUCUAUUGGAAUGGCUCGAUUCUUACACCUACAAAAUCGAACAAAUGUUCAAGGAUCAGACACUCAGUUACGAAGUAUUCAACGCAGUUGUGCGCAAAACUUUGAGUUAUGGAACUACCACAGCAACAUAUUUUGCGUCCCUAUUCGACGACAGUUCCAUGGUAUUAGCUGAUGCCGCAAUAACUCACGGACAAAGAGCCUUUAUUGGAAAAAUUAAUAUGACGAAAUUGGCGCCAGAUAACUACGUGGAAACUGUUGAACAGACAUUGGAAAACACCAGAAAGUUUGUGGAGGAUCUAACUGCAAAAAAUAUCGAUUUGGUUCAACCCAUACUUACUCCAAGAUUUGCACUUAGCUUAGAAAUGGAUACCAUGCAAAAACUGAGCGAGAUUGCCAAAGAAUACGAUCUAAACAUUCAAACCCAUAUAUCUGAGAACAAAGAUGAAGUACAAAUAGUAAACGAUACAUUUGGAAUGAAUUACGCCAAUGUAUACGAAAAAUCUGGACUAUUAGGCCCAAAGACAGUAUUGGCACAUGGAGUGUAUUUGAAAGACGAUGAAAUGAAACUACUUGCUAAAACUGGAACAUCAAUUUCUCAUUGUCCCGAUUCCAAUACCAUGUUACAAUCUGGUUUGUGUGAUGUUAGACGAUUAAUAGAAAAUGGAAUUACAGUUGGUUUAGGAACAGAUGUAUCGGGAGGACCAUCACCAUCAAUUAUUCAAGCUAUGAGAGGUGCUAUUCAAACUUCAAUUCACAUUGCCCAAAACACGGAAAAUUACACUCCAUUAAAUUAUAUUGACGCAUUUUCACUUGCCACCUUAGGCGGAGCUAAUGCUUUAAAAUUACAAGACAAAAUAGGAAACUUUGAGGUUGGAAAGGAGUUUGAUGCACUUGUGAUAGAUGCAGAUGUGGAUAAUUCAGCCAUUGAUUUUUUCUUAACGUGUGACGAAAGAGAAUUACUCCAGAAGUUCAUUUUUGUAGGAGACGAUCGCAACGUUGUGAGAGUGUAUGUAGCAGGAAAAUGUGUUAAAUAAAUAAAUCGUUUAUUUGUU